Messenger RNA from Cotesia congregata, 744 nucleotides. Lineage: Eukaryota; Metazoa; Arthropoda; Insecta; Hymenoptera; Braconidae. The record is from the annotation of a GenBank genome assembly.
AUGAAAGCUAAAAAGGAAAGAGAAGAGAUGGAACGAGCCAAAAGUUCUUCUGAAAAGAAAGAGAAAGAGGAACCAAAGGAAGAAGAUCCCAACAAGAUCGAGACGGUAGCGGAUAUCCACGAGCAAAAGAGAGAUGAGAGUCCAGAAAAAUUGGAAAACACUAGAGAAAUAGACGAGACACAAGAAAAAAAGAUGAAAGAGAAUAUGAAAGAGAAUAACAACAAGAAUGGAGUCGAGGAAAAGACAGAGGUUGAGGAGAAGCCUACUUUGGGAACUAAGCCCAAAAUCAUCGGAAACGUUGCAGUGAAACCAUUGAUAAAAGAGAGCUUUGCAAAUCACCUUGUAAUGGUAAACAAGCAAACAAAUGCCAUGUUAGCAUUUGCUACAGCAAUGGAGAGAACCACCGACAAGCUGAACGACCUGAUGAAGGAGAGUAUGAAGAUGGUACAAAUGCUGUGCAACUUCACGGACAAAGAGUUAGAGACAAAGAGAGAUCGAGCUAAUAAAUCUGAGGUAACACCAAUUUCUGUUCAUUCUAGUCAAAAGAGACCACUUGAAAAUGCGGAAACGGGAAAUGAAAAUGGUAAAAAGGCGAAAUUCGAUGAAGGUCAAGAAAGUAGAGUCAAUAAAGAGUUAGAGUUAAUGAGAAAAAGCAUAGAGGAAAAAGAGUUGAGCGCGACAAUGAACAUUAAGAGAGAUUAUAAGUUGACGCAAAAAGUCAAUUUCAAUAUCUGGUACGAUUAA